AUGUCUGUGCAUCCUGUGGGUAUAUGCCCGAGAGUGUUCCUGCUAUGCCUUGAGGUGGAUCCACUUCCACUUUUUCUGAGAAAUGCUUAUCCAGACUUCCACAGUGGCAGUACAAGUUUGUUUGUGCUCCCACCAGCCCUGGAGCAGUGCUCCCCUUACUCCAAAACCUCUCCACCGUUAACCUUCAAAGGACCACAAGCAGAGAGGUCCGGGGACAUGGCAGCCCAGUGCCAGAGCUGGGGCUACACAGAAAUCAGCUUCCAGGAAUUCUGCUACAGUUGGACCAUAAGCGACUUCCGUUCUUUCCUGCGGGAAAGCAUCGACGCCGUUAAAAGCCCAACCUUCUCAUCGGCGGCCAGUGACAAAGGGCGAUGGUGUCUGAAAUUACACCUGAACGGGGUCGAUGAAGAAAGCGAGGGAUACUUGUCGGUUUACCUAGCAUUGCUCAGCUGCCCAAAGAGCCCCGUAUGGGCAAAAUUCCACUUCUGGAUCAUCAAUUCCGAAGGAGAGCAAACCCAAGGCAUGAAGAGCCCAAGAUUCUUGAGGUUCCUGCAAAAUCAACACUGGGGAUUCAAAAAGUUCAUCCUUCGAGAUUUCCUCCUGUCCUGGGAGCCUUGGCUCCUUGAAGACAAUGAGCUGAGCCUCCGAUGCCAGGUGACUGUGGUCCAAGACUCCUUCGACAUCCCUGGCGAGGGCACGAAGCCAGAGGUCCAGAUGCCGAGGUGCACGUUGGCAGAUGAGCUAGGAGAGCUGUGGGAGAAGUCCCUCUUCACAGACUGCUGCCUGGUGGUAGCUGGCCAGGAGUUCUGGGCUCACAAGGCCAUCUUAGCAGCUCGCUCUGCGGUUUUCAGAGCCAUGUUUCAACGUGACUCGGAGGAGAGUAGAACAAACCGCCUUGAGAUCCAUGAUCUGGAGCCCCAAGUCUUCGAGGCAAUGAUGGGCUUCAUUUACACCGGGAAGGCACCAGCCCUCCACAGCAUGGCAGAUGCUGUGCUGCCAGCUGCUGACAAGUACGGCCUGGCGCGCUUGAAGGUCAUGUGCGAGGAUGCCUUGUGCAGGGACCUCUGUGUGGAGAAUGCUGCCCACACUCUCGUCCUGGCUGACCUGCACACUGCAGGGCAGCUGAAAACCCAGGCACUGGAUUUCAUUACAGCGCAUGCUUCCGAGGUCUCUGAGACGUCAAGCUGGAAGACAUUGGUGGGCUCAUUUCCCCAUUUGGUGGCUGAAGCAUACAGCUCCCUGGCUUCUGCUCACUGUUCUUCACUGGAACCCCCUCCGAAACGCCUCAAGCAAACUUAG
Phodopus roborovskii (desert hamster) is the source of this 1299-nucleotide messenger RNA. Its product is annotated as speckle-type POZ protein-like. NCBI's taxonomy places the organism in Eukaryota, Metazoa, Chordata, Mammalia, Rodentia, Cricetidae. Gene Ontology annotation, cellular component: cytoplasm; nucleus. Bases 1 to 1299 code for a protein of 432 amino acids. Gene Ontology annotation, biological process: regulation of proteolysis; proteasome-mediated ubiquitin-dependent protein catabolic process. The transcript has 2 exons. Gene Ontology annotation, molecular function: ubiquitin protein ligase binding. The record is from RefSeq and is a predicted model, not a curated record.